AUGGCCGAUCCCCGCUAUAGUUCCUACAGGGAUCUGGCCAAGAACUAUGAGAGGGAACUGGAUACCCUAAUAGAGCAAGGGGUUUUCAAACCAAUUUUCCUAUAUCAUGUUGUCAUCCUCAACGUUUUACCUUUGAUAGGUCUCACCAUUCCUCGAAGCAGGGGCGGAAAUUAUGUUCGAAAGGGCCUUUUCGUGCUCUGUAUUGCAAUUACAAUCGAAAUUUUACAAAACCGACGGGCAAUCAUCGGAGGAAAUGGCUAUAUGCUUGGCCUGAUCACCGCGUGGUGGUUAGUAUGGAAUGCUACGUUAUUUGUGUUUACGGACCUUGAGCAUGAUUUCCAGCGCAUUGAACGGAAACCUGUCGAUAUUAAGUCUCAAAAUGACGCGAAGAUUGAACCCAGUACUGUCAAAAAGCCGCUCGACUCGCGCAAUCCAACAGGUACACAGCGGGGCAGCAACCUUUUUGUUUGGCAGUCAUACCCCAAAAAGUUUUGGCAUCGCCUUGAAUGGUCCGCAGGACUGCUUUUCAACCUAAGAGGGCCAGAAUGGAACUGGCGGGCUUCCCAUCUGGGUCCUCUUCCACAACCAAUUCACGACCAGUUGCAUUCAGGAUUCAUGGGCAGAAUCGAUGCACAUGAGCCCACCACCUAUCCCACCAGCAAACAUCGUCUGCAGGCUGCCUUUCGGAAGUUUUUCAUAUCUUACGUUGUGCUAGACAUCUUGAAAGUCAUAAUCCUGAUGCCAGAUCCCUACUUUCGAGGCCUUUCUCCAACAGAUUCACUGUCACCAUUUCCUUUCUUCUAUUUCACAAAUCUCACAUUGCCUACUCCCAUAGCCCAGCUCUGUCAUCGUUUAUACAGUGCCAUAAGCGUGUAUUCGGCCCUUGAAUUCGUGACAGCACUCAAUCCAAUCUUCUUCCUGGGGCUAUCUCUCGCAUUCCCCAACGGGGCUAAGAAGUUGACCGCCGCACCAUUGGAUGCUCCAUGGCUGUAUGCCGAUUCCUUCGGGCCAUUUUUCAUCCCGGUCCUUGAUGAAGGAUUGGCGGGUUGCUGGGGUCGUUGGUGGCACCAAAUUUUCCGGUAUGGUUUUGUAUGUUCAGCACGCUGGAUUUUAUCCGUGCUUCCGGCCGGCCUAGCUUCACAUCUACAAGUCCGUCGCGUUACUUACGUGAUGGUGGCUUUCUGUCUUAGCGGCUUUGUGCAUGCCUGUGGAAGCCAUACCCAGAUCGCAGAUACAUCCCCCGUGUCCGGAACAUUCCUAUUUUUCGCUUUGCAGGGUGUUGCAAUCAUGGCAGAGCAGUUUUUCAAGACAUUCGUCUUCCCAAAAUCGCCUCUUGCUGGUACACCAAGAUGGCUGAGACGAACGGCAAACUUCGUGUUUGUAUUUUGUUGGUUGAUGGCCUCAGGUGGUCUCAUUGCGGAUGACUUUGCAAAGGGUGGCUUAUGGUUGAUGGAGCCUGUCCCAAUCAGUCCACUUCGUGGAUUGGGAUUUGGGUUUCAAGGCCAAAGUUGGUGGUGCUGGAAUGAGCCCUGGUUCCGGUACUGGAGUGAUAGUACAUACUGGGGGAGUGGCAUACGGGUGCUAUAG
Penicillium vulpinum is the source of this 1587-nucleotide messenger RNA. RefSeq names its product wax synthase family protein. Gene Ontology annotation, biological process: lipid metabolic process. The record is from RefSeq and is a predicted model, not a curated record. The transcript has a single exon. Bases 1 to 1587 code for a protein of 528 amino acids. NCBI's taxonomy places the organism in Eukaryota, Fungi, Ascomycota, Eurotiomycetes, Eurotiales, Aspergillaceae.